AUUGAACUGGUACUCUGCCCUACAUGAGUCUUAUAUAUCGAAGCAGGGUACCAUUGAAGAAAAUUCCAAUAUGGCAGAAAAAACGAAAACUGGCUGACACUUGAAGUAUAUUGAAAUGAUGGAAAAGAAUCUCCGAAAGAAGAAAGAGUCUUCCAAUGGUGCUGGUAGUAAUCGAUCAACCCCAGCUAGUGCAGCUAGAAUGGCCUCAAAUGCUCUUACCAAGUCAGCUGACAACAAGAGCCGCGCUUCUAGCAGCAAAUCCAUAACGUCCAGCAUAGGAUCUGUUACCAAGUCUCAGAAUGAUUUUGGGAAUGGUUUAGAUGUCACAAAGCCAGAGCUAAUCACGGGUUAUGAUCUUCGUGCCCAUCUUCAGCAGAUAAUGAGGUUUUCAGAUGAUGAUGAAGAUGAUGAUGAUGACAUGUACUAUUCAUCAGAUGAUGAUGAGAGCAUUGAAAGUUUUGAUGACAAAGAUGAUCGUGAUGAUGAGUUGCGUAAACUUGCUUUGGAAGCUCCAGAAGAUGGUCAGACUCGAACCCCACUGCCAACUGGGAUGAACAAUUGCCAGUCACUGGUCCCUAUCAGUGAAGAGGAAGGAGAAGAUCUAGAUAGUGAAGAGGAAAAUGAAAUUAUGAAGGAAAUACGUAAUGAGAUAACCAACAAUAUCAGACAAGAGAUGAAAUCUGAAUUAGAACUCUACCAGGCUAAGAUGAAAAAACUGGAAGGAAAUGCUGAUGGUACAAGUGGAGUAAGCAGUGGGGAACAAGGUUCAGAUAGCAAGGGAAAUUUGCAUGCUGAUCUGGAAGACUUGGAUCCAAAACUUAAAAAUGCCAUUAUCAAGAUGAGAAAACUCGAUAAGAUACUCUCAAAGAGGGUGAGACGAGAAAAGGAGGUCAAAAGAGACAGAAUUUUACUGGAGAGAAGAUUGAGGAGAGAGAUAGAAGAAAUACACAAAGAGAAGAAGGAUGAAUACAAGGAAGUAUUAAACAAUGAACACAAGUUCCUUGCCCUUGAACUGCCCCCUAGACAUAAUGAAGGUGUAACUGUGCCUGAUGAAUUUACUGGAGAGGAGGUGUUUGCCACACAGCUGAACGAGGAUGAUUAUCCAGGUCUUCAUCCAAGGAACAAGUCAAGGAAAGCCCACAGUCGAUCCACACACAAAAGUCAUGGGGACAGUGAGAGACAUGGUAGCGAUGAUGAGAAAUCACGAGGUGAUGCUAGUUCUGUCGCCAGUGGAAGUACUGAAGGAAGAAAACAUAAAAAGAAAAGGAAAAAAGAUUUUAUUAAAAGAAAUAAGGAGUUGGCUGCAGAUGCUAGUAAUGCUAUAGCUAUGACAGAGGAAGAGAAGAAGAGGUUAGAUGAUCUGCUGAAAGAUGUGGCAAAUAUUCCUGAUAUACCAGAACAUGCUGAACUGGAUGAGAGUAAUCCAUUCCAGCUGGCUGUGAAACCUGGUGAGGGUUUCGUACCUGAUCCGGAGGAGUUACGAUCCUUGACAUCAAUUGAUUCUCGUCUUAAAGAAUUAAUGCCACCAGAUGACUAUCAGUCAAUUGCUUCAUCAUCCAUGAGUCAUUUGCCACAGAAUAAGCUGUUCACACAUACUGGAGUGAAACAUCCCUUUGACUGGGAAAACCGGGGUGAGAGGGCACUGUUUCAAAAUGCCGAGCAACGAGAAAUGAAUGAACGAAUGUUAGCCAUUGAAGACGAGCUUGCCAGAUUAAAAAACCCGGAGGAUGAGCUUGAAACUCCAAGGUUGGGUGAGGACCAGCUUCAAGAUCUCAUCGAGCAAUGUGUUACAUCUUUGUCCAUGACCUCUAUGUCAAGAAUGACCUUGAACACUGAGUCAAGGACAUCCUUUGCAGACACAGAGUCAGUUGUCAGUCAUGCAAUGGAUGGUACAGUAGAUAAUACACCUAGGUCUCCCAGAUCUGCAAGACAAGAAAUCUUGGAUAAUCCACCUAAGUUAGCACCAGAAGUGUUGCAGAAGCUUUUAUCAGAGGCCUACCAUCCUCUCUCUAAACAACUUAGUACUCUGAAAGAGGUUGAAGAUGAAGAAGAGGAAGAAACAUCUCCUAUACCAUCCGAAGUUUGGAAGUUGAUUUCUAUGGAAACAGUUGAUGAAAGCCAGACAAUAGAUAGCAUUAGAGAAAGUCUAGACACUCAAAACAAUGGCAGGGUGUUAGACUCUGUCAGUGAAAAAACAAAUAGAAAUGAUAUAGGGUCAAAUAAUGUUAGCGCUAGAAAUGGAUUUAGGACACUGUCACGGAAUUCAUCAGCGUCUAGUCUUGCAAGUGUUUCAGAUCUUGGCACAGGAAGGGAGACCAAGGAGAAAGAGCCCUUUAGGUUGCCAGAAAUAGAUCCCUCAGGAAGCUUGGUUACCCAGGGUUUGAAUAAUCAGCGACGCCCCGGGAGCAAUGCUUCAGCACGCACACCAGUAAAUAUGGUGCAUAACAGUUUUUCUGAUUCUGUGAUUGAUAACAUGGGUCCAUCAGAUUCUAGACUUGAACUUAUGUCCCUAGACGGAGAAAUUAUCAGCCCCCAUCCUCCGAGCAGGGAGAGAAGAGAGGGUAGUGGACACAAAUCAAGGACAGUAACUCCAGCCAACAGAUCUAAUGUAACGUGAUGUAGGAUAGAUACAGUACUGAAAAAGAAACCUAUGGUAUAAAGUGUAUUUGAAGGUGCUUUGAAUGAAGUUCUGCUUUAUUUAGUGAUGUUAUUUAAGACAUGUUAUACAAGUUCCAAACAUAUUAUAGAUUUGUGCAUGGAUAAUGGUAAACUGCAGCAGUUUCAAAGGAUGGAUCACAUUAUAUGCAGAAAGUAUGCUUGUAUUUGAAGCUAUACAAUGAAAAGUACCAAAACUAGAAAUUCCAUACUGUGACAAGACAUUAUAUUUUAACUUAAGCUUAAAAUUCACUUAAUAUUAUUUAUGCAUUAAUACUCUAUUUAUUGUAUUUUGCUAGCAAAAAUAUAGACUGACUUUUAUAAGGACUGAAGUAAGAUCAUAAUUUUCAUCAUUUUGGAGCUGAAAGGGUAUUACUGAAAUGAUUGAUAAGCUGUAACAUGCAAUUAUUAAAUCUAUAUAUUCCAGCCUGUUGAACCAUAUUUAAGACAGUACCUCUAUGGCCUGUGUAUUUAACACAUUUGCUAUGCAAUUUCUGAAACCGUUCAAUUGCUACACUAUUGGUUGAUGACACUUCUACAAGUUUGUUUUAAAACUUGACAUAGGUGUGUGUUCACUAAAAAAAUAAGAUUUUAUCAAUGAUUAAAGUACAUAACCUUUUACACACAUGCUCAUGCCCACACACACAUGCCCAAACACAUUAUAUGUUUUUAAUGACUGACCUUAUCCCCUUUUUGUGUCAGUCAUUCUUCCCAAAUGUUUUUUCUAUCCAUACAUUUUAUUGCACAUUUAUUAGUAUAGAUGGAAAGCUGAUAGUACAUGAUUGUUAUAUCUCCCACCAUACAGUGGUGUUGGAGACAUAUUGAUUUACUUCUGUUUGUGUGUUUAUCUGUCUGUCUGUCUGUCACAAAGCUUGUCCACACUCUAAGUCAAACAUUUCUCAUCCGAUCUUCACCAAACUUGAACAAAAUGUGUUUGCCAAUAAGUCCUCGGCCAAGUUUGGUAACUAGCCAAAUCGGCCCAGGUACUUCGGAAUUAAGGCCCUUAAACAUAAUUACCGAUACAGCGUUGUAGACCGGUUACUCCAGCAUGUGAAUAUCAGUAGGCCGCAAACAGUAUGCAAAGACAGACUUACUAUUCAGAUGAUUUGGCAGUUGUGGGAGACAUGGGCUUUUCUCAAAAGCACCUCUAGAUAGUUUAUUAAAGUCAUGACACUAAAAUGUUUUAAUUUGAACCUCUACGAUUGAGGAAUUGGUUUCGUUGACUUCAGGUCUCUCUUUGCCUCAAACUGCUAUGGUUUUGAAAUCCAGCGUCCGAUGUAGAACUCUUUCAGCCUGGCCUGCAGAUCAGCUUUUGUUCUACCAAGGUGCCAGCCUAUGUGUAAUAACUUUAUGAAAUAUAUUUGAGCCGCACCAUGAGAAAACCAACAUAGUGGUUUUGCGACCAGCAUGGAUCCAGACCAGCCUGCGCAUCUGCGCAGUCUGGUCAGGAUCCAUGCUGUUCGCUAACAGAUUCUCUAAUUCCAAUAGGGUUUGAAAGCGAACAGCAUGGAUCCUGACCAGACUGCGCAGACGCGCAGGCUGGUCUGGAUCCAUGCUGGUCGCAAACGCACUAUGUUGGUUUUCUCAUGGCGUGGCUUAUUAUGGAGAAGAAUAUUGUGAUUUAAAGCUGUAAAAAAUGCCAUAUGACCUAAAUUUUGUUUGUGUGACAUGAAAAAAUAAGGGAGAUAACUUACAUAUGUUGUCUUCUACUUUAGAUUACAUCAAUCUAAAUUUUAGGGAUUAAAGGGACCUGCCUCCCUAGUAUGCAUAUCACAACGUUAAAAUAGAUAGUAAUAGUAAUAAAACUGUUUUUAUCAGUAUUUAUGGAGUAAACUAUCAAAUACAUCGGAAUUCUUACUGUAUUAUUUUUAAAGCACCUAUAUUUAUCUUAUGCAUUAAACAGGGUUUUUUGGCAUAUUUUACAAGUUAAUUUGAGUGUGUUAUUCAAGUAUUUCGCAGAUCUCACACAUUGCUUAUUUACAUUUUAUUCACUGUUACCAGUAAAUAAUCAUUAUUUCAAAAAAAAUGUUACCUAUCUGUAUUGUCUUAAGCAACAGAAGGGACACUUCUGUGUAUAUUUGAGAUAUUAAUGUAUGAAUAGAACAAUAUAUUAUAUAUCUGUGAUAUAUUUUAUCUAUGUUUAAAAAGGUAAUGGAGAGAUUUUAGGUUUUAAUAUGUUAAUGUUUACAUGUUGGAAAUUCUUUAUAUUGGAGGAUAUUUGCAGUGGUUAUAUUUUGCUAUUAUUUGCAGAAAGAGUAAACACUUAAGUGUAUUGAACAACCAUAGUUUCAACAGGAUGAAAAUGUACACCUCUUUGUAUGCUUUUGGCUUUUGUUAAUUAAAUUAUGAAAUAUAAAUGAUGCAAAAAUUACCAUGUCUAUGUGUAGUAAUAAAUAUUUGAUACAGUUGCCCUAUAAAUUGAUUGAGAAUAUUGCUGCACAUAAUUAUGCACAGUUUAAUGCUUUAUAAUUGGAUGCACACAUAUUUUAAAGUACAUGUUAUAAGUAUAUAUUUUUUAAUAAACAUGUAUUUUGAAUAUUCCCUCCUUGCGUGCUAAUAAAAGUUAGUACAUAAUUCAUUCAUUCUGGUUAAUGCAGGUUACAUUGUUCUAUAAACUACUUUAUUUAAAAAUAAUAUUAUGAAAAGUUGUUUAGACUUGGUGUAAAAAUUUGAAUUGACAGAACUGAGUUAAGUUGAAUGUAUAGAAUGCAUAUGCAAGAGCAGAUAGGUUGGCUGAAAUCUGACUUUAAGAUUGGCAGUAGUUUCUGAACUGAGUCAGAGUUUUCAGAUUUCAGUUGUAUAUGGUUUUGAAGACUAUAAAGGAUUUAUUUUGUUAUACCUGGGAAGUUGUAAUAAUUUUUAGCUCACCUGUCACAAAGUGACAAGGUGAGCUUUUGUGAUCGCGCGGUGUCCGUCGUCCGUCCGUUCGUAAACUUUUGCUUGUGACCACUCUAGAGGUCACAUUUUUCAUGGGAUCUUUAUGAAAGUUGGUCUGAAUGUUCAUCUUGAUGAUAUCUAGGUCAAGUUCAAAACUGGGUCACGUGCUGUCAAAAACUAGGUCAGUAGGUCUAAAAAUAGAAAAACCUUGUGACCUCUCUAGAGGCCAUAUAUUUCUCAAGAUCUUCAUGAAAAUUGGUCGGAAUGUUCACCUUGAUGAUAUCUAGAUCAAGUUCAAAACUGGGUCACGUGCCCUCAAAAACUAGGUCAGUAGGUCUAAAAAUAAAAAAACCUUGUGACCUCUGUAGAGGCCAUAUAUUUCAUAAGAUCUUCAUGAAAAGUGGUCAUAACGUUCACCUUGAUGAUAUCUAGGUCAGGUUCGAAAGUGGGUCACGUACCAUCAAAAACUAGGUCAGUAGGUCAAAUAAUAGAAAAACCUUGUGACCUCUCUAAAGGCCAUAUUUUUCAUGGGAUCUGUAUGAAAGUUGGUCUGAAUGUUCAUCUUGAUGAUAUCUAGGUCAAGUUCGAAACUGGGUCACGUGCGAUCAAAAACUAGGUCAGUAGGUCUAAAAAUAGAAAAACCUUGUGACCUCUCUAGAGGCCAUAUUUUUCACGAGAUCUUCAUGAAAAUUGGUCAGAAUGUUCACCUUGAUGAUAUCUAGGUCAGAUUCGAAAGUGGGUCACGUGCCCUCAAAAACUAGGUCAGCAGGUCAAAUAAUAGAAAAACCUUGUGACCUCUCUAGAGGCCAUAUUUUUCAUGGGAUCUGUAUGAAAGUUGGUUUAAAUGUUCAUCUUGAUGAUAUCUAGGUCAAGUUUGAAAGUGGGUCUUGUGACCUCUCUAGAAGCCAUAUUUUUCAUGGGAUCUGUAUGAAAGUUGGUCUGAAUGCUUUUCUUGAUGAUAUAUAGGUCAAGUUUGAAACUGGGUCAACUGCGAUCAAAAACUAGGUCAGUAGGUCUUAAAAUAGAGAAACCUUGUGACCUCUCUAGAGGCCAUACCCUUGAAUGGAUCUUCAUGAAAAUUGGUCAGAAUGUUCACCUUGAUGAUAUCUAGGUCAAGUUUGAAACUGGGUCACGUGCCCUAAAAAAACUAGGUCAGUAGGUCAAAUAAUAAAAAAAACCUUGUGACCUCUCUAGAGACCAUGCUUUUCAUGGGAUCUGUAUGAAAGUUGGUCUGAAUGUUCAUCUUGAUGAUAUCUAGGUCAGGUUUGAAACUGGGUCAGCUGCAGUCAAAAACUAGGUCAGUAGGUCUAAAAUAAUUAAAAUCUUUUGACCUCUCUAGAGGCCAUAUUUUUCAAUGGAUCUUCAUGAAAAUUGAUCUGAAUGUUUACCUUGAUGAUAUCUAGGUCAGUUUCGAAACUGGGUCAUGUGCGGUCAAAAACUAGGUCAGUAGGUAUAAAAAUAGAAAAACCUUGUGACCUCUCUAGAGGCCAUAUUUUUCAUGAGAUCUUCAUGAAAAUUAGUGAGAAUGUUCACCUUGAUGAUAUCUAGGUAACGUUCAAAACAGGGUCAUGUACCUUCGAAAACUAGGUCCAUAGGUCAAAUAAUAGAAAAACCUUGUGACCUCUCUAGAGACCAUAUUUUUUUAUGGAUCUUCAUGAAAAUUGGUCAGAAUUUUUAUCUUGAUAAUAUCUAGGUCAAGUUCAAAACUUGAUCACAUGAGCUCAAAAACUAGGUCACUAUGUCAAAUAAUAGAAAAAACGAUGUCAUACUCAAAACUGGGACAUGUGGGAAGAGGUGAGCGAUUCAGGACCAUCAUGGUCCUCUUGUUUAGUUUGCUAGAGCUUUACUGAUCUGACUUGGUUUAAGCCAGAGCUCAUGAAAUAUCACCAGUGUCAACUUAAUUGGUUUUAUUGGACAAAAUCACCCACUCCCGUGUCUCAUUAAAUAAAAUCAACAGUUAUCCUUAGUUUUGCACCUCCCGACAUCUCUGCCCACUUUGUCUCCACAUUUUGAUUUUCCAAUUUAAAAUCUGCAAAAAAUCAUUUUUCUGUAAGAGAAGUUCAGUUUUUGAACUUUAAAAUUUUGAAAAUGGGAGAAUAUUGAGAAGGGGAUUGUGUGAUAGUGCGAUCAGUUCGUAACAGAAAAUGCCAAAAUACUUCAGAAAAUGGGAAAAGCACCAAAAUUGGCACAGCUAUUUAUUAAAGCAUUAAAAACAUUUUUUUCAUGGGACCCAUUUGAUAUCUGUCAAGAUGGCCGAUAUGGCGACCAUUUUCCAAAAUGGCCGCCAAAACUCAAUAUUUACCUUAGAAGAUUCUAAUGAAAGGUCAUUAUAUUUACAUUCACCCCAAAAUGCACUAAAUAUAAAUGUAUAUAAUAAAAUAAAUCCUAAAUUUGCAUCAAAUGCAAAAAUAACAAUUCAAAUGAUGUUAGUUUCUUUCUGUUUCCAUGGUAACGGCAAAAAUCUAACCUUUAAAACUUAGUUUAAUAUUAUCAUUGUGUAGUUUUCAUAUUUUAAAGAAUAUUUUGUUUUAAUAUAUGUAAUUUAUAUUA
Molecule: messenger RNA, 8082 nt
Organism: Mercenaria mercenaria
Lineage: Eukaryota; Metazoa; Mollusca; Bivalvia; Venerida; Veneridae
Product: fibrous sheath-interacting protein 1-like
Exons: 14
Coding region: 116-2617 (833 amino acids)
Source: RefSeq, a predicted model, not a curated record